Molecule: messenger RNA, 4030 nt
Organism: Phaedon cochleariae (mustard beetle)
Lineage: Eukaryota; Metazoa; Arthropoda; Insecta; Coleoptera; Chrysomelidae
Source: the annotation of a GenBank genome assembly
ACAACACAACACCCAAAUUGUCAAAAGUACUCCCUCAAUAAUAAAAAUACAAUAAAAAUAGUUUUUUUUAGUCCUUCUGGAAUUGAAAACAGUUGGAAGUUUAUAUGCAAACAACUCAAAAAAAGACCAGCACCUAAAUGAAAUCAUCUAUAAACGGUUUGAGGAAAUGUCAUAUUAACAUAUGUAGCUGAUUUCAAUAGUAAAUUAAGAUGCUUCAAAGUAAAUGCCGUCAUUCCAAUGCAUUACCUUAUGAGAUGUGUGUAUUCUGCAAUACUGAUGCACCUGAUUCCUUAGUUGACAUUUGUUUCAACUAUGUUAACAAGCAUUUGGAAACAGUUUGCAAGUGUGAUUCAUCAACUGGUGAUUUACAAUUGAUGGAUGGCUUGGCCCUACCAGUGGAACUAUGUGAACGCCUUCUGAAUGUCAGGUGUAACAGUUUAACACCAGUUAAUUCUAAGUUUAUCAAUAUUUUCAAAAACACAGACUGUACCAGAAUAAAACGUGUUAGACUGAGGAAGUCUGAAAUCCAAGACAAAGACUUAGAGAUUCUGCUUAAGCAUAGAUUAACUGAAUUAGAUAUAUCACAUAGUCCUGGACUAACAGCAAAUUGUAUAAAGUAUAUAACAGGUUAUGGAGGCAAUCUAGUUUCCUUGGGUAUAGGUGAGAAUACUGAAAUUUUCUCACCUGAAGGAUACAGUAAGUUGGAUCAAGAAGAUUAUGAAAAUAGUUUCAUAUUUUUGACACCAAAUCUGAAGAGAUUGUCACUGAGAGGCUUGGCUUCCAUGCAACCAGAAUUUUAUAUGCUCUUACUCAAUCCCCUAACAAAUUUAACACAUCUAGACUUAUCCAAUUGUAGUGAUUUACAUAAUUUUUCUUAUACAAAACAUCUUUCAAACCUUCAUUCUUUGAUUUUGUACAAUGUUAGUGGUAUUGAUUCUAAAUUACAUGCCAUUUGCAAGCUUAUCAACCUGAGGCAUUUAGAUAUAUCACAGUCUAAAGAAGAGAAUGGUAAAUAUAAGAAAGGCACCAAAAUACUACAAACAAUUGUUGAGUGUCUCCCCAUGCUAACAUCAUUGGAUAUAUCUGGAACAAAUUUAGCUGGAAGAGGAGUGGCAGAAACAAUGUAUGGUUGUGUAUCAGAUAUACCUGGUUUGAACUCUAGGGUUAACAACCCAUUUCAGUAUUUGGGGCUUUAUGAAACCUCCCAUGAUGCCUGCUUGAGACAUGACAUCCCAGCAAAAUUGAUUGCAGGUAAUGCCAAUGAAGAGCAAAUAUUGGUAGCCGCCUUAGCUUACUUAGAUAGAACAGAUAUGCUGCAAAAAGUUAUGAAUGAGCUCUUUCACUUGUUUCGAUUUGAGAAUAUUGAACAUGUAGGGCAAGCCCUAAACAUUGUUUUGGAAGCAAUGAACCGGCACAUAGAUGAAAGACAUAUUCAAAUAUCAGGAAGUGCCACCUUAUUUUAUAUAGUGAAAGGCACUGGCAGAGAACUACAUGACGAUGUAAACGUGAAAAGAAAAAUAAUAACCACUCUUUUAAAUGGCAUGAGCGCUCACAAGAAAGACGAUACGAUGAUGAGAAAUGGCUGUUUGACAUUGUGCCAAUUCAAAAUACCCAUGGAUGUGCUGUUUGACUAUGAAAGACUCGUUAACAUCCUUUUGCACUCUGUUGACGGAAUGGCACAAGAAAGUUUUGUUCAGAGAAUAGGCAUAUAUUUGCUCAACUCCUUGGCUUGUCAAGUGGACGGUGAUCAAAAAGUUAAGCUGGGCGAACUAGGCGCGAUUGAAAAAAUGAUAUGGUUGAUACGGGAUAGAUUAGACAGAGGAAUAUGUGAUGAUGUCCUAGAGGUGGCGUGGUCCACCAUGUGGAAUGUCACGGAUGAAACGCCAGAAAAUUGUAGGAAAUUCCUGGAACAUAUGGGUAUGCAACACUUUUUGCUAUGCCUUGAGAAAUUUCCUGACAAAGAAGAACUUCUCCGUAACAUGAUGGGUUUGUUAGGAAACGUAGCUGAAGUGAAAGAACUGAGAGAUUUUCUGCAAACUUCAGAAUACCUAUCGGUUUUUUCCACUUUGUUGGACUCUGAAAGCGACGGCAUAGAAGUGAGUUAUAACGCGGCAGGCGUCAUAUCUCACAUCGCUUCAGACGGAGCGGACUCGUGGACCGUCGUCGCCCCCUCCAGGGGCUUCGUCUUGGGCAAGAUGGUGUCGGCCAUCGACAGAUGGGACCUCGACUCGCAGCGCAACAUCAACUACAGAUCGUUCGAGCCGAUCUUGCACCUGGUGCAGGUCUACCAUACGCCCGAGUGCCAGCAGUGGGCCGUUUGGGCGCUGGCGAAUUUGACCAAGGUCUACCCCGAGAAGUAUUGCGUAUUAGUAGAAACAGAAGGCGGACUUCAUUUGCUUCAAGAAGUUAUAAUGCACCCUUUACCUCCCAUGCGCGUAAAGAAUUUAGCUGCAGUUGUCUUGGAAAACUGCCGGAAAUUCAAGGAGAGUGGAUGGCAAGGCAUCAUUGACGAAUCUUUGGACGGGUAAUUUAUUGUUUUUUUUUAUUAUUUAUAUUUUCAAAUACUCAUCGGAGCAUUGUAAAAUUUGUUUAUUCACUGCUAACCUAAAACACAUACUAUUAUUGACUUAUAUUUAACAUGACAAAUGGUUCUACUCUACCGCUUACUACUACAAUAGAUUUGUUAUUUUCAUGAAUAACUGACAUACCCAACUGUCAAUGGGGUCAAAUCCUAUAACUUUCAGUAGAAGUUAAGGUACCCAACUCAUCGUUGCGCGCUGCUUGUAAUGAGUUUCGAGCUCUGCAUCACAAACCUUAUGAAAUUAGAGCAUUCAAGUGGUUAGUAGUGAAUAAAAUUUGAUAUACGCCUUGGUAGUAAAGAAUAUUAUUACUACUCGAUCUCACUCCUUGGCUGAGGCCUCUAGAUAUAAUCGUUGUCCGUAGAUAAUGAUGAUAUUCAUCACAAGUCCAUAAUAUUUCGCCGAGUAGAUAAAACGCCGAAUUCUUUGUCAAAACGUCGAAACGACUCUUUCUGCAUAUCGCCGAAGUAGUCAUAACACCGUAAUAGCUUACCGGUCAACGCCAUUACGACUUGAGUUGUUUUGGUUUCAAGUAAAAGUUUUUAAGUCGGUGGAUUGAAAUAUAUGUCAAAUUUCACAACUUGUUGAUGUAAAUUUGUUUAAUGACAUGGACUUUUGAUUCCUGACUAAACCAACCAGUAAAUUUCAAAAUCCUUCGAUUCAGGUACUCGAUUUUUCUGGCCAAAAUACAGCUAGCGGCGUUUUUAUAAGACAAUCUGCAUAAGUAAUUUUUUCUGCAACCGACACAAAAGCCGUCCAUUUUUAUUUCCAAAAUUAGCUCUUGAAGUUGACGUUUCUAUUACUGACACAAAAAUAGGUAUGUUGCUAGGCAACACUUAGUUCCUAGGAGCUAAAAUUGAACUUUAGCUCCUGGGAACUAAAAAGGAUGCUCUAGGUCAUCAAGAAUAAACAACAUAGGUUACCUAGUUAAUUUAUAAUAUUUAUAUUGAAACUACAAUUCGAACAUCCUUAAAGAUUAAAUAACUCAUCUGUAAAUCCCUCCACAGUAUUUUUUUUCAAUUAAUCACUUCGAAAAAAAAAAGUUGGUGGAUUACGGGAUAAGAACCCACAACCUUUGGCAUAUCAGGCCGAUACGCUACCCACUGGUCAUUGUGUACUGUAUGUGUGAAUUUAUGUCCACGCAGAUUAUUUGUAACAAUGUGUUUCAAUUUAAAAACGAAAUCCCCAGCGCUCCAUAGAAAUAAUGGUAUCAGUUCGAAAGCGCAGUCAGCCAUCCCGUUCAUGAAUUGUUCAGAUACUCUAGGCUCCGAGGACUGAAAUCCUUCAUUCCCUCCCUUUCGUUCGAAAGUUCGAACGAAGAUUCUCCCAUCAUCGAAUUCAUGUCGAAAAAAGUGGAAAGGAUGAUGAAAGAAGAAGCGGCGUGAGCGAAUGUUCCAUCAAAACGUUCUACGAGAAAAAUUCGGAACAAAUAAUGUUGGUCGUUUUAUCAA